This is a messenger RNA of Lolium rigidum, 449 nucleotides long. Its product is annotated as FCS-Like Zinc finger 2-like. Lineage: Eukaryota; Viridiplantae; Streptophyta; Magnoliopsida; Poales; Poaceae. Bases 72 to 362 code for a protein of 96 amino acids. The record is from RefSeq and is a predicted model, not a curated record. The transcript has a single exon.
CCUCCUCUCCGUCCGCUCAGCAAAAGCAGCGAUCGCACGGCGAAGCUUUGCUCUUCUCCUCGAAAUCUACCAUGGCGGCAUCUGUAGCAAGCUCUUUCUUCUUCGACGACGAGCCGGCCGGCGAGCGCGGCAUGGCCGCCAUGGACGCGUGCGCGCUCUGCGCCAAGCCGCUGGCGCGCGAGAAGGACAUCUUCAUGUACAGAGGGGACACCCCCUUCUGCAGCGACGAGUGCCGCCACAAGCAGAUGCGGGACGACGCCGUCUGCGAGAGGCACGCUGCCCGGCGGCUGCGGCCGUACUCGUCCGUGCCGGAGUCCCAUCGUGGGCAGCGAGAGUCCGGGGAGGUGUCCGUCGGGAGCUGACCGGCCAGAGCACCAACGAAAGAACUCUGAAGAACCAUCAAUUUUUGGAUAAUGGUAUUUCUCCGGUGCUCUUGGGUAUUAGGAGCU